Messenger RNA from Arxiozyma heterogenica, 1656 nucleotides. It is a transcript of the gene NSE5, whose product is annotated as Smc5-Smc6 complex subunit NSE5. The coding region runs from base 1 to 1656 and encodes 551 amino acids. NCBI's taxonomy places the organism in Eukaryota, Fungi, Ascomycota, Saccharomycetes, Saccharomycetales, Saccharomycetaceae. The record is from RefSeq and is a predicted model, not a curated record. The transcript has a single exon.
AUGGUAUCAUGCCAUAAAUCUACUGAAUAUGUCAUAGGUAAAAAUAUAGAUGGGCUCCCCCAUUAUUUUGUAAAGUUAACCAAAAAGCGAUUAUCACAUUUUGAUGUACAAAAUUCUAUGGUUUUAUUAAAUUCCUAUGAUAAUCUAUUACUUUUUCUAGAAUCUCAAUUGUAUGAGAGUACUAUUGUGAAUAGCACAGAUUCUGAAGGGGAUACGCUUACCAAAUCUCAAGGAUUACCUAUUCCACCGUUUGAUGUCAUAAUGGUCCUUUUCACUUUAGUCUCUAUUUCCAGUCAUUACCUUGAACCUCAGCUAAACCAAAAUAACCCAUACAAUAUAACAAAAAUAGAUUUAAAUAAAAGGGCCACCAAAAUUCUCAAUAUGUUUAUUCAUAUUUUAAAAGAUUUUAACACCGAUUUAUAUAGUCAGUAUGAUUUAGAAUUGUUGCGUUGCCAAUUUUUUUUGGCCCUAGAUUUACUUACAUGUAGAAGUAGAGUAUUAAGCCAUAAUAGAUUCAUUUUCCACCUAAACCAAGACAAUAAUUCAAGUGCUAUGGAAGAAUUUCUAAAAAAUCCAUAUAAAUCAUAUGUAAGUUUUCUAGAUAAAAAGGGUAAAGUAUUUAAUAAUCCACUUAUUUACUUGAUUUUCAAUAAACGUGAUAAAUUUCUUAACUUUUUUUUGUGGUCUUUAGCAAACUCUCUGAGUAGUGAUGUGGUACUAUACACUGAUGCGAGGGAAAUAUGGAUUCCCCUGAUGAAUAUCUUAUUAGAUUUAUAUGACCUCCGACAAAAAUAUUUUUUAAAAAAUGAGGUAAUCAAAAUGAGAAAACAACUUUUUGUUCAACAACUGAUGCAAAGUCCCUUAUCUCAAUUCUUCUCCUUUGUUAAUAGAAUUGAAAAUUUUAGCUUAACGUUAAUUGAAUAUAUCUUUGUAAACUGUGAAACCACAAAUAAUACAAAUAUUGAUAGAGAUUGGGUUAAACCUAUUUUCUAUAAAGAAAAUGAAUUCGUAAAAGGAUAUGUUAAUCGAUUCAAAUAUAAUAAGCAAUUUCAAUUACAAGAAGCAAUGAAAUUAAGAAAAAAAAUUCUUUCACAUUGUUUUCAAUUGUUAUUAGCUUUGCCACCUAAUCACGUCAUGCCACUUAUGAAAAUGAAACCAGAAGAAAUUUUAAGUCAUAUAGCUGUUUUUUUACAAAAAUUUACAGAUCUAGACCAAUUCAAAGCAUUCUUUCAAAUAUAUGAUUUACAGAUGGAAUUAGCUUUUAUGCCCUUAGUAAUCGAAAAAACUAUUAACAAAUUAACUGCAGAUCUGUGUCCAGAGCCUUUCGAUUUGGUAAAUAGAAUUAUAUCUUUUACAGGUUUUAUUGAUGAAUGGAUUAAUGUUGUUGAAAUGUAUCUUAUGGUUUCUAUCGGUCUAGUAGUGGAAAACUCUCAAUAUAUAAGCUUACGAAAAGUUGAAAUCUGCCUAUACUUUUUAUUUGAAUAUUUCGAAUUAAUAAUACAUGAAGAUAGUAUAAAAAAAUCUAGCUAUAUGAAUAAGAUAAUUAAUAUACUAACCGAAUAUCAAACCAAAGUUUAUUUUUUAAAACGAAAAUUUACCAAUGAUAACCUAAAGGAACCUACUGGUUUUGAUUUAAUUAUAGAAAAAUAUGUUUAA